AUGUCUCCAGAGAGAAAGAUCUACCUCGUAACCGGCUGUUCGGCCGGGCUGGGCUACUGUCUCUGCAAAGCAAUCCUGGCCGCCGGCCACGGACUCAUCGCCACGUCUCGGAGCCCCUCCAAAACUCCGGAGAAGGUGGCCGAGAUCGAGUCUCUGGGCGGCAAAUGGGCCCAGCUGGACGUCACCUCGCCUUCCGUGUCCCAGCAGUUCGCCGACGCAGUCAAGAUCUACGGCCGCGUCGACGUCCUCGUCAACAACGCCGGCAUCGCCAUGGCCGCGACCAUCGAGGACGCGGACCUGGACGGCGUGCGGCGCGUCUACGAGACCAACGUCUUCGGCCUCAUGCGCAUGUGCCAGCUCGCCGUGCCGCUGAUGCGCGCGCAGCUACCGAGUGGCGGCGGCGGCACCAUCGUCAACGUCUCCAGCGCGGGCGCCUUCUUCUGCGUGCCCAUGGUCUGGGCCUACCACUCGAGCAAGGCCGCCGUCGACGUCUUCACCGAGAGCUUGAGGAACGAGGUCGCGCCGUUCGGCAUCCGCGUGCUCAUGGCGCAGCCGGGCGGCAUCCGGACGGGGUUCGUGGGCAACAGCAGCAAGACGGAGAUGAGCGAGGCAUACAAGGGGACGCCGGCCGAGUACGUGCUCGACGCGCUCACCAAAGGUGCCGGUUCCGAGAGGAUCGACCCCGAGAAGUGCGCGCUUAGGAUCGUGGAGGCUGUGGAUGGAACCGGGAUGAUGGAGGGGGUUGAGGAGCUUGGGUUCAGGAUCCCGCUUGGCUCCGAGGCGGUUGCUUUGAUUCAGGGCAGGGUUGAGGAGCUUACAUCGACGUUGAAGAAACAUGAGAAGACAUCUCUUAGUGUUGACUAUGAAGAAUAA
Messenger RNA from Thyridium curvatum, 873 nucleotides. RefSeq lists its product as uncharacterized. Bases 1 to 873 code for a protein of 290 amino acids. The record is from RefSeq and is a predicted model, not a curated record. Lineage: Eukaryota; Fungi; Ascomycota; Sordariomycetes; Thyridiales; Thyridiaceae. The transcript has a single exon.